AUGAAUAUUCUUUCGGUUAACAUCAGGGGUAUGGGGAGUAAAGAUAAUGCGGAUUGGUUAAGGGGUAUUAAAGAGUCUCUGGGGGUUUCGGUUUUGGCGCUUCAGGAAACUCAGUUUAAGGACUUGUCGGAAUUUAAUAUCAGUAUGUAUUGGGGAAACUCCUCAUUUGGGUCCGAUUUUGUUGAAGCUGAUGGCAGGUUGGGGGGAAUUCUGUGUAUGUGGGAUGAGAGCGUGUUCCAAUGUACGAGUACGAACGUUGUUAUGAAGAGGAACUUAUGGGAAUCGAUUGAGACUGUUAAAAACAACACCCCGGGAUGGUGGGUUAUCUUGGGUGACUUCAAUUCAGUCAGGUUCAGGAACGAGAGAAAGAAUUCUAAAUUUAAUCCCACAAGUGAUAACAACCUGAAUAAUUUUAUCUUCUCAGCUGAUGUAAGGGAGUAUUCUAUGAGAGGCAGAUGUUUCACUUGCUACACAAAGAAGGGGAACAAACAAAGUAAGAUUAAUCGAAUUCUUCUAUGCAAUGAUUUUUUCUCAAAGUGGCCGGAAGCAUGCUUACGGGCCUUGCCGCGGCUCCACUCCGAUCACUCACCAUUACUCUUAACGGUGGUGAACAAAUGUUAUGGUCCUAAACCAUUCAGAGUGUUCGAUUCCUGGUUUGAUAGGGAGGGAUUCAAAGAAGAAGUGUCCAAGGCCAUAGAGUCGUUUAAUGGCGAAGGGUUACCAGAUGUCUUAUGCUCGAAACUUAAGCACAUUAGGGGGAUCAUUAAAAAGUGGAGAGACAAGACUAUAUUUAAAGAGAAAGAAAAAAAGAAGACGCUACAAAACGAGAUGGAAGACCUUGAUAUGAUUGCUGAGUCUAUAGAUCUUAAUGAACAGGAAUUAUGGGUGUACACAGAAUGCAAAAAAGAAUUAGAGGAAAUUGGGAUGUUGGCGAAUCUUAAACAACGUUCUAGAAUUAGAUAG
Molecule: messenger RNA, 963 nt
Organism: Helianthus annuus (common sunflower)
Lineage: Eukaryota; Viridiplantae; Streptophyta; Magnoliopsida; Asterales; Asteraceae
Exons: 2
Coding region: 1-963 (320 amino acids)
Source: RefSeq, a predicted model, not a curated record